Messenger RNA from Mastomys coucha (southern multimammate mouse), 4082 nucleotides. RefSeq names its product complement component 5a receptor 2 (gene C5ar2). The transcript is spliced from 2 exons. Gene Ontology annotation, biological process: phospholipase C-activating G protein-coupled receptor signaling pathway; complement receptor mediated signaling pathway; positive regulation of cytosolic calcium ion concentration. Gene Ontology annotation, molecular function: G protein-coupled receptor activity; complement component C5a receptor activity. The coding region runs from base 637 to 1662 and encodes 341 amino acids. Gene Ontology annotation, cellular component: plasma membrane. Lineage: Eukaryota; Metazoa; Chordata; Mammalia; Rodentia; Muridae. The record is from RefSeq and is a predicted model, not a curated record.
AGGCCCUGGGCUCAGCUUCUUGAUCUUUCUGAGGAGGGGUAACUUUGGGCUAUCCUCCUCACAGCAUUUGAGGAAGGAAACAUUUUUAAGAGUCUGCGGCUGGCAGGAAUGAGAGGCAGAGAAUAGCGCAGCAGGUCAGGGCUGGGUUAGUGGGCGCUGGUACUUAGUGGGCGCAGAACCUCAGGGGCCCUUUAGUGCCGAGGGUGGGUGGGAAGUGGUUUCAGAGAUAGCCCUCCCUCUAGACCUUGCUGUUCAAAGCCCACACACAUCUGGCUUCCAGGAAGCUGAUAAUAGUGAGACUGCGGGUGGAGACACCGUCCACCUCUCCACAUUUGAGGCUUUUCCGACCUUUCUGUCUGUGGGUUAAUUUGUGACUCACGGGAGGAAGAAAAGACAAAUAUUUCCCUGGGGCUGGGAGAAGGCCACGCCUGUUUUUCCUGGUUAAGAAGGUUGCAGCAGGGCCCUCGGAGAAUCCCAUAGGAUCUGGGGAAGGGUUGGAUUGCUGAGACUCAGGCCUGGUUCUGUCCCUGGUGGAGAUACGCCCGGCUUCCCUGCAGCCGCUGAGGUCUGCUGUGCUUGUGAGCGGCAUUCAUCCAAUUUGGGACCAGUCAGAAGAGAAGGUGUCUGGGGGCCAGGAUGAACCACACCAUCAGUGAGGAUUAUGAAUAUGAGUAUGAUUAUGAACAUUACAAUGACCUUCCGGAUAUCCCUGUAGACUGCUCAGCUGGCACCUGCCUCUCUAGUGAUGUCUACCUAAUAGUCCUGCUUGUGCUGUAUACAGCCAUCUUCCUGUUGGGUCUGCCAGGCAACACCCUGGUGGCGUGGGUAACCUGGAAAGAGUCCCGCCAUAGGCUUGGAGCCUCUUGGUUCCUGCACCUGGCCAUGGCAGACUUACUUUGCUGUGUGUCUCUGCCCUUCCUGGCUGUGCCCAUCGCCCAAAAGGGCCACUGGCCCUACGGGGCCGCAGGCUGCGGGCUGUUGUCCUCCGUCACCGUUCUGUCUAUGUACACCAGUGUGCUGCUCCUGACUGGCCUCAGCGGUGACCUCUUUCUACUGGCUUUCAGGCCCUCUUGGAAGGGUGCAGAUCAUCGAACACUUGGGGUGCGUGUGGUCCAGGCCUCGUCCUGGGUGCUGGCCUUGUUGCUGACUGUGCCUUCUGCAGUCUACCGUAGGCUACUUCAGGAGCACUACCCUCCCCGGCUUGUGUGUGGCACAAACUAUGGGGGAUCGGUCACCGCCGAGGCUGCCAUCACCACUGUUCGAUUCCUGUUUGGCUUCCUGGGGCCGUUGGUGUUCAUGGCCAGUUGUCACCACAUCCUCCAACGGAAGAUGGCCCGCCGCCACUGGCCCCUGGGCACAGCUGUCGUGAUGGGGUUUUUCAUUUGCUGGACCCCUUAUCACAUCCUGCGGGUCAUCAUUGCAGUGGCUCCUCCACACUCCUCGCUCCUUGCCCGGGUCCUGGAGGCUGAGCCUCUGUUUACGGGCCUGGCCCUUGCUCACAGUGCUCUCAAUCCCAUUAUGUUUUUGUAUUUCGGAAGAAAACAACUUUGCAAGUCACUCCAGGCUGCAUGUCACUGGGCCCUGAGGGAUCCACAGGACGAGGACAGUGCAGUGACCAAGGUAUCCACCAGCCACGAGAUGGUGUCUGAGAUGCCGGUGUAGGCAAGAGAGAUUUCGAUUUCGUAGGCCAUCUCACAACUGUGCAGCUUCAGGCAUAGCUGGAUACAGGAGCUCAGCGAUGACUUUUAUUCUUUGUUCAAUAAACAUUCACUGUGCACUGGCUUGUAUAAAACCAGGGUGACAGUGGCUGGAGCCAAUUCCUUCCCCAGGAGUUAGCAGUUCACAGGAAAAGAAGACACAGGAAACAGUUGAAGGGAUAUGGACUAUGUCAAGGGUGAGAUGUCCCAUAGAACCCAAAGAGGGUUCUGGCAAGACUGCUGGAGUGCCUGCUGUACAAACCAGGACCUGAGUUCGAGCCCCGCCACCUACACAAAAGCUGGGUAUGGCGAUACACCUCUAACCCCAUCACUGAGGGACUAGGUGGAUCCCAGGGGUUCUCUGGACAAGUGGUCUAGCCCAAUCAAUAAACCCCUGUCUCAAGAAAUAGAGUGGAGCCAGGCAAGGUGCUGAUAACUUUAAUUACAGCAUUUAGGAGGUAGAGCCAGGCAGAUCUGUUUUAGGCUUGCCUGAUCUACACAGUGAGUUUUAGGCUAGUCUGAUCUACACAGUGAGAUCCAGGUGGAGAGUAGUAGAUGAAGAUAUACAGCCUUAACCUUAGGGAAGGACACAUGCACGCACACACACACUACACAGGGUUGGACAGGCUAGGUCAGGUAGGCUAGCACACUGAAAAAAGGGUAAUGACUGAGCCCAAACCUGACUAAUGGAGAGAGCAUCCAUGCUUUAAUCUGAGGAACUGUUGCAAGCAGACAGAGCAAACACAAAGGCCUUGCUCCGGGGUACCUCUUCCAAGAAGCCUUCCCUGACUUGCAUCCCUCCCAGAAACAAGGGUUCUUCCUUUCUUGCCGUCUUUUCAACACAAAUGCCCAGAUAAACCCUAAGUCCCUUAAGAGUGAGAGAUUGAGCUCACUCCAUCUUUUACAUUUUUGUACUACAUUUAGUUAUUUAUUGCCUGUGUCAGAAAGCUUGGAGGGAGUGGGGGUCGGGAGGGGAAUGAUGGUUAGAAGACAACUCUUUCUAUCAUGUGGGUCCAUGGGAUCGAACUCGGGGUGUCAGGCUUGGCUGUAAGCACCUUUGCUAGCUGAGCCAUCUCACCAGCUCCAAACUCCUCAGUCUUCUCUUUCUCCCCUCCUCUGUCUUAGAAAGUACUGUAUUUCUUCUGUCCACACUCCAAUUGUUUUCAACUGGUCUGUGGGCCUGUUGAUGUUUUUGUUAAUUUAUUUUUGAGGAUCUUUAAAUGAUUUUAUUUUUUAAAAAAUCAUAUUGUACAUUGAGUAGAUCUCCACCCUUACUCCAGGUUUGCAGAAUUUUUAACACCUGUGGCAUACUAUGUCCAGCCAACUCUCCUCCACAGAUCCCUAGGGCCUGGCUUUGGUCUUUUUAGAUAAGUUUUCAUAGAGCCCAGGAUGGCUUUGAACUCACUAUGAAGGAGAUGCUCUUCAGUAUCUACUCCUGUAUCACCACACCUAGUUUAUGAGGUACUAGACAUCAACUCCAGGGCUUCAUUCUUGCUAGACAAAUGCUCUAUCAAUUGAGCCACAUCUGGAGUUCCUCACCAGGGGGUUCUAGGAAGCUGUCUUUGUACUGAGCUCCACCCCAAACCCUCCUUGAACAAUGUAUAUACCUGUCUGUCUGAAAAGUUCAAAGAAUUUUUGGCUAAUUUACUCGACCAGAGAGCCUCUUUAGAAGGUCUUUUUAAAAAUUUCUUUUUGAAAGUACACUUUGAAAGUUUCCAUUUAAUUCUUUAGCCUUAAAAAAUGAAGAAGAAAUUUCAUGAGGUCUUCCAAAUGUAUUUUCUGUGGAAUUAUACAUAAAAUCGCUUGAUGUUAAAAAUACUGUGUUUUGUGCUGAUGCAAUGGCUCAGCAGGUAAGAGCACUGACUGCUCUUCCGAAGCUCCUGAGUUCAAAUCCCACCAACCACAUAGUGGUUCACAAUCACCCAUAAUAAGAUCUGACACCCUCUUCUGGAGAGGCUGAAGACAGCUACAGUGUACUUAUGUACAAUAAUAAAUAAAUCUUUGGGCUGGAGGGAGCAGGGACUGAACCAGUGGAGUUGACUGAGCAGGGUUGAUUGGAGUGAGCAGAGGUCCUAAAAUUCAAUUCCCAAAAACCACAUGAAGGCUCACAACCAUCUGUACAGCUACAGUGUGCUCAUAUACAUAAAAUAAAUAAAAAAAACCUUUAAAAAUACUAUGUUUUGUUGUUUAUCCUAAGCUUUCUCUGGUUCAGACUGCUGUGCAAUAAUUUUUCCAAACUGAAACAAGAGACACUCCUUAAGAAUCAGGAUGUUGACAACUCACAAGUCUCAGGAUAUUCCUAAAACUGACUACCUAUGUCAGGUCCCUUCUUCCCCAAAUGUUCUAGUCUUCAUUAUGCUGAGGUAAUAAAGCACUCUGACCAAA